UCGGUUCACCACGCUGCUCGUGCUCGUGCGGCCUGCCGUCUGUCCGGCUGUGGACUUGUUGAUCCGUCCGGUCUCGUCCCUCCGGAACAAUGAGCCGUCCCUCCGUUCCGGUUCCAGCGGAAGCCCCUCCCUGGCGGCGUUAGCAUUUAGCUCUGGAUCGGGGCGACCGGAGGAGAAACGGGGAAACGGGGGAGAAACAACCGACAGGAGAGAGAAAUGAGCCCGGCGGAGGACGGCAGAGGACUGCGGUGACGAGACAGCGACCUUCGCCGCGAACAUCGACCUGUCCCGGGGCGCUUCUGAGACCAGGACCAUGCUGGCCCCCUGCUGUCGCCCUCGGUAGACUGACCACACAGAUCCAGGAUGGGCUUCGGUCGGGACCUGCGGAACUCCCAUGAGGGGCUGCUGAAGCUGCAGGACUGGGAGCUGAAGCUGCUGGACACGGUGAAGCGCUUCAUGACUCAGCGGGUGAAGAGCGACCGGGACUACGCGGCGCUGCUGCUCAGCAUGACUCAGCAGCCGGAGCGGCACGAGGCGGCGGACUACGUCAGCACCGUGGGCAAGGCGUGGUCGCAGGUGGUGCGGCAGACGGAGGCGCUGGGCCGGGUCGUGAGGAGCCACGCCGACGACCUGAACUCGGGGCCCGUGCACCGCCUGGCCACGCUCAUCCGGGACAAGCAGCAAGUGAAGAAGAGCUACCAGAGUCUUCAUCAGCAGCUGGAGAGCCACAACCACAAGAUCACCGGGACCGACCUGGAGAAGCUGAAGGCGUCGUACCGGCAGCUGAGCCGCGAGGCCAACGGCGCCCGGGACAAGUACCGGGAAGCGCUGACCAAAGGCCGGGAAGCGGAGCGAGCGCGAGAGCGCUACGACAAGGCCACGGCCAAGCUGCACAACCUGCACAACCAGUACGUGGUGGCGGUGUGCGGCGCCCGGGCGCAGCAGGACCAGCACCGCAGCGCCGCCGGCCCCGCCCUGCUGGACGCCCUGCAGGCCAUGCAGGAGGACAUGACGCUGGCGCUGAGGAGCAUCCUGGAGGAGUACUGUGAGAUCAGCAGCCUGCUGACGGAGGAGGUGGUCCAGGUCCACCAGCAGCUGGCGGCCGCCGUGCAGCAGAUCGACCCGCAGGCCGAGUACCAGCACUUCAUCGAGGCCUACAGGUCUCCGGAGACGCCCGAGGCCCGCGUGGACUUCGACGCGUCGCUGUCGGAGGAGGCGGAGAACCUCCCGGCCGACGAGCUGCUGUGGAACACGCUGACGGCCGACCACCUGCAGGCCAUGCUGUCCUCUGCCUCGGAGGAACUGGCGCUGACUCAGCAGAACCUGCGGACCAAGGAGGCGUUGGCCGACGAGCUCCACGCCAAGAUCCAGACCAGCCAGAGCGGCGCCGAGAGGAAGAGCGACUGCGUCCUGCUGCUCAGCCAGAAGCUGUCCCUCCUGGAGCUGCGUCACGCCGUCCAAUCCCUGCGCAGCUCCGAGGUCCGUCUCGGCUCCCAGAAGGCCUUGCUGGACGCCCGCUUGGCCGCCGCCGCCUCGCCGCCCCCGCCGCCCGCCGCCCCGGCUCUGCCGUACGAGGACGACGCUCGCUCCGUCGGGUCCACGGACAAAACCAAGGAGAAGAGCUCCCGCUUCGACACGCUGCGCCACUCCCUGGCCGGGAUGAUCCGCUCCCCCAAGGCCCUGCUGGGCUCCUCCACCUCGUUCUUCGAUGUCAUCCCCACGUCGGCGCCCCUGGGGGAGCAGGAGUGGUACCACGGCGCCAUCCCCCGCACCGAGGCCCAGGAGCUGCUGCGGCAGCAGGGGGACUUCCUGGUCCGGGAGAGCCACGGCAAGCCGGGAGAGUACGUCCUGUCCGUCUUCGCCGACGAGCAGAGACGCCACUUCAUCAUCCAGUACGCCGACAGCCAGUACCGGUUUGAGGGGACGGGCUUCUCCACCAUCCCUCAGCUGAUCCAGCACCACUUCUCCACCAAGCAGGUCAUCACCAAGAAGUCCGGGGUGGUGCUGCUCAACCCCGUGGUCAAGGACAAGAAGUGGAUCCUGAACCACGAGGACGUGACGCUGGGCGAGCUGCUGGGGAAGGGGAACUUCGGCGAGGUCUUCAAAGGGACGCUUCAGCGGGACAAGACUGCCGUCGCUGUCAAGACCUGCAAAGAGGACUUACCUCCGGAGCUGAAGAUCCGCUUCCUGUCUGAGGCCAGGAUCCUGAAGCAGUACGACCACCCGAACAUCGUGAAGCUGAUUGGAGUUUGCACGCAGCGCCAGCCCAUCUACAUCGUCAUGGAGCUGGUUCCUGGCGGAGACUUCCUGUCCUUUCUGAGGAAGAAGAAGGACGAGCUGAAGACGAAGCAGCUGGUCCGCUUCGCCGUGGACGCCGCCGCCGGGAUGGCGUACCUGGAGAGCAAGAACUGCAUCCACAGGGACCUGGCCGCCAGGAACUGCCUGGUGGGGGACGGCAACCUGCUGAAGAUCAGCGACUUCGGCAUGAGCCGCCAGGAGGACGACGGCGUCUACUCGUCCUCCGGACUCAAGCAGAUCCCCAUCAAGUGGACGGCGCCCGAGGCCCUGAACUACGGCCGUUACAGCUCGGAGAGCGACGUGUGGAGCUACGGGAUCCUGCUGUGGGAGACCUUCAGUCUGGGGGUGUGUCCUUAUCCGGGGAUGACCAAUCAGCAGGCUCGAGAGCAGGUGGAGAAAGGCUUCAGGAUGUCCUGUCCUCAGCGUUGCCCGGACGACGUGUACCGAGUGAUGCAGCGCUGCUGGCAGUACAACCCCGAGGACCGGCCCAAGUUCUGCGAGCUGCAGCGAGACCUGGCGGCCGUCAAGAGGAAGUGACGGGGCGGCGGGACGGGGCGGCGGGACGGGGCGGCGGCCGUCAAGAGGAAGUGACGGGGCGGCGGGACGGGGCGGCGGCCGUCAAGAGGAAGUGACGGGGCGGCGGCCGUCAAGAGGAAGUGACGGGGCGGCGGCCGUCAAGAGGAAGUGACGGGGCGGCGGGACGGGGCGGCGGCCGUCAAGAGGAAGUGACGGGGCGGCGGGGCUCGAGGGCGGGUCUUGAACAAGAACUCUCCAAACUGUGAAGACAGCUUUAAGCCACGCCUCCUCUUUCUAUGCUGUAACCAUGGCAACAGAUCCCAGGACCAAUCAGCUUUAAACACUAAACACUACGUUUUCAGUUUUAUUUAUUGUUUUAAUAGAUUCUAACUGACCUUUACUCUGAGUGUCUACCGGGCCUCCUGGCAGCCUGAAGAUCAGCCCGUUUUUACUUCCUACAUCGUCUUUUGUAUUUGUUCAGACUAUAAAAAUAUGAUUGUAUCAUUUAUCAAGAAAAUAAACUCUAAACCAUUU
Messenger RNA from Salarias fasciatus (jewelled blenny), 3348 nucleotides. RefSeq names its product fer (fps/fes related) tyrosine kinase (gene fer). The record is from RefSeq and is a predicted model, not a curated record. Lineage: Eukaryota; Metazoa; Chordata; Actinopteri; Blenniiformes; Blenniidae. Gene Ontology annotation, molecular function: non-membrane spanning protein tyrosine kinase activity; ATP binding. Gene Ontology annotation, biological process: peptidyl-tyrosine phosphorylation.